Molecule: messenger RNA, 363 nt
Organism: Lepisosteus oculatus (spotted gar)
Lineage: Eukaryota; Metazoa; Chordata; Actinopteri; Semionotiformes; Lepisosteidae
Gene: cox6a1
Product: cytochrome c oxidase subunit 6A1
Biological process (GO): mitochondrial electron transport, cytochrome c to oxygen
Cellular component (GO): mitochondrial inner membrane
Molecular function (GO): enzyme regulator activity
Source: RefSeq, a predicted model, not a curated record
CUCCUCUGUCGCUCAGACUGUGCUGAACAUGGCGGCGCUUGGACGUGUUUCCCAGUCGCUCCUCCGCUCGGCAGCCGGCCCGGCUCGCCAGCUCUCCGCCGCGGCCCACGCCGAGCAACACCAGGGAGGCCGGAUGUGGAAGGUCCUGACGUUCGUGGUGGCUCUCCCUGGUGUGGGCGUCUGCAUGCUCAACACCUACCUGAAGGCCCAGCACCACGACCAGGAGCAGCCCGAGUUCAUCCCCUACACACAUCUGCGCGUGCGCAGCAAGCCCUUCCCCUGGGGUGAUGGGAACCACAGCCUGUUCCACAACCCCCACGUCAACCCCCUGCCCACUGGCUACGAGGAGUCGAACCACUGAUA